UGGUGCGCUUUGAAGGCGGCCUGCUUGCUUCAGCCCAGCCCAAACUAACAUGGGCAUGGGCUUGGGGUUAAUCCUCCUCGUCAUCAUCGGUCUACCGCCGGCGACUGCGAGCGCCAUUUCUUGGGGAGGGAGGGAGAAGCGGAGAGGGCAGCGGCGCCGGCGAGGAGAGGGGAGUGUUCGCGAUGGGCCGGCGGAUCCUGAACGACGCUCUGCGCACGAUGGUCAACGCAGACCGGCGGGGGAACGCCACGGCACUCCUCCAGCCCAUCUCCGGCGUCAUGGUCUCCUUCCUCAACAUCAUGAAGCACCGAGGUUAUAUCAAAAACUUCGAGGUCGUUGAUCCGCAUAGAGUUGGGAAAAUUAAUGUGGAGCUUCACGGACGUAUUAAAGACUGCAAAGCUCUUACUUACAGGCAAGACCUCAGAGCUAAGGAAAUAGAACAAUACAGGGUUCGGAUGCUCCCAACACGGCAGUGGGGCUAUGUUGUGAUUACUACUCCUAAUGGUGUUCUAGAUCAUGAGGAAGCAAUCAGGCAGAAUGUGGGUGGCCAGGUCCUUGGCUAUUUCCAUUGAGAAGGAGCACCGUUCUCUAGUCCUGAAUGAGGCAAAUGGGCUGUGCCCGUCUGGCAUUGUUACUCUGUUGUUAUGACCGAGCCCAUUCUGUUUGGAUUUAGUGAGCUGUUUUGCUCUUGUUUGCUACCAACAAGAAAUGCAAUAACAUGUCAAAAGUACGGCUCACUACACCAGGAAAUUGCCUAUUGUUAAACAGAAACUGUAAUUUUUUCUUGAAGAAAAGUCAUAUUGAUGCGUGUGUUUGAUGAACGAUGAAUGACAGAUGUCGCAGAAAAACUGAUGUUGCUGC
This is a messenger RNA of Panicum hallii, 861 nucleotides long. RefSeq names its product 40S ribosomal protein S15a-5-like. The coding region runs from base 183 to 572 and encodes 129 amino acids. Gene Ontology annotation, cellular component: cytosolic small ribosomal subunit; ribosome. The record is from RefSeq and is a predicted model, not a curated record. NCBI's taxonomy places the organism in Eukaryota, Viridiplantae, Streptophyta, Magnoliopsida, Poales, Poaceae. Gene Ontology annotation, biological process: translation. The transcript has 3 exons. Gene Ontology annotation, molecular function: structural constituent of ribosome.